ACAUACAAAUCCAAACUUGAGAGAAGUCAGCAAACAUUGAUUACAGGAGACUUAUCAUUCAAUAGUACACCACAGAAGAAUUUUACUGCUCCUUUAUCACCAAAUCUCAAUCACAAUGGUUCUAAGUUUGAAAAACUCCAAGAAAAAUACAAUAAAGAAGUUGAAGAAAGAAAAAGGCUGGAGGCAGAACUGAGAAAUAUCCAGGUUAAAAAAAUAAAUCAUUCUCAUCCUCAAAGUACUAAGAGUCACAGAAAGAUUGCUCGGCAUCAGGCUUCUUCAUCAGUGUUCUCGUGGCAACAAGAAAAGACACCAAGCUGUCCUUCAUCCAGCAGUCAAGAAACCCCUUUAAAGAGGGGUUUUACUUCAGCCCAUUUUCCAUGGGAACAAGAAGCACCUCCUAGCCACAGUGGCUUAAGAUCAAAGAAGACAGAUUUCAACAACAGUUUUUCUGACAAUUGUGGUAAUUCUUCUGUCAUCGAGCAGUUAAAAACACAGAGCCAAGAAUUAAGCUCCAGAGUUCAAGAACUGGAACAUCUGCUACAAGAUCAAGAAAAAGAAAAGAAAUUCCAUAUGAACAAACUUCAAGAAAUUCAACUCCAGCUGGAGAAAACAAAACUGGAAUUCACAGAAAAAGAUUCUGUUUUGCACAAAAUUAGAAAUGAAUUGAAUAGAAUGACAGCACAACAUGAUCAAGCUACUGCCCAGUAUGAAAUGGCGGAGCAAAAGAUGAAAGAACUGUCAGAAGAACUAAAUUGUCGAAGACCAAAUGCUGAAAGUGCUCGUCGCUCAUUAGAAUAGAAAGUUAAAAAAAAGGAAAAGGAAUACCAAAAGGCAAUAGCAGUGAAACACCAUUUGGAAAAUGACUCCAGUGAGCUUAAAGAGAAGCUGUGCAGAGCAGAACAGGCUUUACUAGGAAACCAGUCAAAGGAAAAUGAGUUGAGGAGAAACUUGAGAAGGAAAAUGAGAGCUCAGAAUAGUCAUAGAAGCAACAUCGGAGAUUUUUUUUUAAGUUCCUAUAUUGUGCCAAUUGUUGUUGUAUCUGAAUGCUUUCCAGAGUUAAGAAUAAUUAAGGAAAUGAAGAAGGAAAAAAGCCUUCUUUGCUGCCAGUCUGAUAAAAAAUUGCGAAAAAUCCAUCAGCUGGAAGAAGAGCUAAAAACAGCCAAACACUUUCUAAAGGAGACCCAGAAUUAUGCUGAAGAGAUGAAAACAUUUUUAUAUAUUCUGGAUCUUGAAGACAGAAAAAUAGACUUACUAGAAACAAACAUAAUUUUUUCUAAUAGUUUAAACGAAAGAGAAAAAAGCAUUUCUGAGUUGUCCAGAAGACAUAAGGAGGAAAGACUGUCACUCAUUGAAAGAUAUGAAGAAAUUGAAAAAGAACUUGUAGAUCUACAAGGAAAAUACAAAUCAAUGGAAGAAAAAAGUGCCAUCAUAGAAGGCAUUUUAAGACAGCAAAAAAGUCACUUUCAGGAGAGUAAAGCAGAAUCAGAACGACAAGAGAAACAGCAUAGGGAUGAGCGUAAUGAAUUCUCUAAACUAGUGUCUUUAGAGGGAAAAAAUAAAGAUUUGAUUCAGGAACUUGAGAAAGUGCAGUCAGAGUUGCAAUUUAAACAAGCUGAGAUUGCUCAUAUCCAAAAUGUAUCUUCAGCUGAGUUGGAUUGUUUAAGACAGGAAAUGUUAAAUGUCAGGGCAGAACAAAACAUAAUGCAAGAACAACAUAACAUCUUGCUUCAAGAGAAUGAGCAAUUAAGCAAGGUAUUAAAAACAAAGAGUGAAUCUCUAACACGUGACUUAGUUCAUGACAGAGGGCCUACAUCAGAACAGUUGAGUGUGUCCAUGGAAGAAAAGGAGAAUGAGCUGAAUAAAUAUCAGGUUAAACUUGAGCUACUUCAGAUGGAUCUUGAGGACAGAGAAGUGUCUGUAGAAAACUACAGCACACAGGUAAUACAGUUGGAGGCUGCUUUAAAAAGUGUGGAAAGAAAACUUGAGGAAAGUGAAAAGGAAAAAGAGAUGCAGCAAGAAUUACAAACUAUUAAAGAGGAACUGGAAACUCCAGAUCCUAAGCUUAUAGUGGUGGAUGAGAAUGACCAAACAAUGGAGUCUGUUGUUGAUGCUGUUUCCCAGGUCAACUCUAAAAGAGCAAUAGAUGAGCAGUAUUCUUUGGUUCUUCAUGAGCUGACACCAAGCCAAAAUGAUGAUGUCCAAGUCUCCAGACUAAAUGAAUUGGAGAAAAUGUGUGAAAUUUUGCGGAUUGAAAAGUUAGCGUUAACAUCUGAACUUAAUGACUCAAAAACUGAAUGCACCACUACUGAUAAAAUGGCAGAAGAGGUAGAAAAAGUAGUGAGUGAAGUUAAAAUAUUAAAAGAUGAAAAAGCUAUUUUUCCUGAUGUAUUAAUGGAUCAAAGUGUUGAAAAUGAAGUGGGAAUACACUUUGAUAAUGAGCAAAUGUCUUUCAAAUCUCUGGAAUGUAGUGCUGAACCUAACUAUAACUAUGAAGAUUUAAAACUGUCCAACAAAGCAGUUAAAAUACACUUUGAGGUAAGAGAGAAAAUUUUCUCUUUACAAAGAGAGCAUAAAAUCUUACAUGAGCAACACUGUAGUAUGAUCUUCAAAGUGUCUGAGCUACAGUCCUGUAAUGCAACUCUUAAGGCAGAAAAUUCUGCAUUGUCAACAAGUCUGAAUAAAAUUAACACUGAUUCAGUGGAAGUGCAGGUGACUUCUUGCCAAAAAGAUGGAGAAUUUAAAUUAGAGGAAACCAAGUCCACAUUUUCUCCAUCAUGUCUUAAUGAGAUGCCAUAUUUUGCAGAAGCAAAUCUUUUGGAAUUGUCCUUUGAGAGUGAUCUGUGGAAACGGAGAGAAGAAAGUAUUCAGCUGAAUAUUUCUCAAGAAUCUGUUCGAAGAGAUACAACAGAAAUUAGUGUAGUAGAAGAGCCCCAUAAUGAUCAGGCAUUGGACUUCAUUGCGAAGAGAGAGCGUUAUACACAGAAAAUCUAGUCUGGAAGUAAAAUGAAAGAACUUCAGAUAUUAUGUCAGACAUAUGAAAAGUCCAUCAAGAGGUUUGAAGAGCAAUUUCAGUCUCAUGAAAAUAUGAAAAAUGAGAUACAAGAGCUAAAACAAAUUAUUUCUGAAAGGAAAGAAUCGGAUGACCUCAGAAAGCAAAAUGUAUCUGACUAUGAACAGUGGCAACAAAAACUGAGUAAUGUGACCAUGGAGAUGGAAUAUAAGCUGGCGGCAGAGUAGAAACAGAUUGAGCACUUGUCUCUGGAGCUAAAAGUAGCAAGACUCCAGCUACAAGAUCUUGAUUUAAGUUUGCAUUCCCUAUUAUGCACAGAUGUUGAAGAUGUAAGUAAUGAAUUUUGUGUACAUCAUUGUUUUCAUUUGAUUUUUAGUAAAACCAAAACCAGUUCACUUAGGAACAAACCUCACUUGGUGAAGCGCAUACCUGGAAUACAAGAUGACCCCAGGGUUAUGGUCCCUCACUCAGAAAAAAGAGCAUCCAGCUUUCUCAACCUCACACAUUGUGCUGUACAGUUUUUCAAGAAGCUGCUAGUGGAAAAUUACCAGGUAAGAAAUUUCUCAGUCUUCUUUGUAGACUCACUCUUGUCUUUCACUGACUUCUACCAAUUGCAGACUUCUCCUACUGAACAAGAAAAUAAUGGCAUGCAUCAGUUGCAAGUGCAUAGUUUGCCUAAUGAAAACUUGGCACCCAAGCGAGAGAAACCUGAGAUAAAACUAUGUGAACAAAUUACUAUAGAAGAAAACUCUGAAUGUGAAAAUGUAGCUGAGGUCACGGAAGCAAGAUCUGCAGAAGAAUGUCUAGCAAAACUGAUCUCAGAGACUGAAUAUACAAAUAUAUUGGAGAAAAAGAUAGACUGCCACAGUGAAUUGUCAUUUUCCAAUCACAACAUCUCUAUAACGCCUCUGGAUUUCUUGGAAAAUCAAGUAACAAUUGAAACUCUUCAGCUACAGAUAAAGCAGACAUCUAGAGAAAACCUGAAGCUGCUCCAUGGCAUAGAAGAAAACAAUACAAAAGUUGAUGCUCUGCUCAUAGAAAUCAAAGAAUUAAACUCAAGUUUGGAUUUGUAGCAUACAGAACUAACUGCAAAGAUAACUGCUUAUGCAGAACUAGAAAAAACAGUUCUACUACUUAAAAAAGAAAACUCGGACUUAAAUGAGAAACUUGAAUCUGUUUCUUUUGAUAAGCAGCAGAUAUCUUAUAAAGUUAUGAUUCUAGAAAAAGAACUUGACAAGGCAAUGUCUGACCUGGAUGUGUACAAAGUUAGAUUAUCUGAUGUAACAGACAUGCUGGAGGACUUAGAAGUGACCAAAGGAGACUGGCAUGAGAAGUUCCUUGAAACUGAAAACGAAUUGAGGAGGACAAAAUCUGAGAAAGAGAACACUGAGAACCAUGCCCUGUCCCUAGAAGGUGACACAGAGGAACUUCAGAGAAAAAAUUAACAGUUAGAAAAAGGGAGUGAAAAUAAACUGAAAACUAUUUCAACUCCUCAAGAGCAACUUGCUGUAAUCACAACGGAGAGAAACCAACUCAGUCAAGAACUGAGCAUUUUGUCAGAGAACAAAGAGGAGUUGGAUCAACUGUAUCAAAAACUGCAGGAGAAAAUAAAAGAGCUAGAAUCAAACAAAGUGGAUGCUACUGAAUUUAUCGGGAUAUUAGAGGCUGAAGCUAAGAUACAAACCAAACUGCUUCAGACCACAAAAUCUGAUGUAGAUCAGUUAUCAAGCGGAAAAGACUAUCUUGUUCAGCACUUGCAGAAUGUGGAGAAGGAUGCAGAGAUUCUGACAUUAGAAAAAGAAAAGUUUCAAAACCAAAUGCAGGAUCUGGAGGAGGAAAAAAAUUUGAUUCUAAGGGAUUCUGAAAUGUUGCAGACUAAGUUAAGUGAAUCAGAAAUGGAAAAUAAGCUUUCCAAAACUUUGGAAGGCUCAUGAAUUGAAAAAGGCGAACUUGCUGCUAGACUGAACUCAACACAAGAAGAGGUGGAUCAACUGCCAUAUGGAAUUGAGAAGUUGAAAAUAAAAAUAGAAUCGGAUGAGAAGAAAAAGCGCCACACAGUUGAAAAACUGAAAGAGAGUGAACGGAAAGCAGACUUUCUUCUGGACAAAAUUGAGAAGCUUGAAAGAUAAUUGCAGAUGUCAGAAGAAAAUCUAGAAGAUGCAAUUCUUCAGGCAGAGACUGCUAACACAGAGACAGAAACAUUAAAAACUGAGAUGGAAGAGAUGGCUGAAAGGUUGAAAAGUUUAGAAUUAACAGUUAAUGCCUUCAGGUCAGAAAAAGAAGGUUUGAAUAAAGAACUACAGGAAAAGCAAGAAAAGAUAUCUGAAUUAGAAUCUUCUAACUCUAACUCUGUAAGACUGCUGGAAGAAAAGGAGAGAGAAAAUAUGCAAAUUAAAGAAGAGUCUGAAAAUGUCAUGGUAUUGAUAAAAUCUCAGCUGAAAAAUGCAAGUGAGGAAAUAAAGCUUUCUUUCAAUAAGCUAGAAAUUUGUAAGGCAAAAGAACAAGACUUAAUUCAUCAAGUGGGUUGUCCUGAACAUGAUAAAACACAACUAUUACUGGAUCUUCAGGAAGCAAGAAACAUCAGUACCAAACUAGAACAAUCACUAGGCGCACUUGUACAGGAACUUGCAGACUGUAAACAAACCUGAGACGAGAAGAUCAAAGAAAAUGGUGCACUACAAAAGAAUAUUAAAGAUGCAGAGCAGCUCUCUGUACAGCUGUCACAUGCGGAAAGUGAACGUGAAUGCUGGAUGCAGGAAAAAGAAGGGCUGCAGAAUUUGAUAGCUGAAUUGAAGCAGAAGGUUCAACAUCUAUCUAAUAAUGAAAUUUUGAACACUAACCUAGAAAAUCGAAAAGCAUCCCCCAAAGAUCUUGAAAAGGAGCUGGAGUCCACACGGUCUGAAAAAUCUGCUCUUGUUGAAAAGAUAAUUCAGUUUAAGCUAUUGUACAGUCCUCUUUGUAAAAAUAGGGAUAGAAUGUCCUCUGGGCUGACCACUUCCUUGCUACUUCAGGAAAAAAUGAACCAAAUAAGAGGUUUGGAUGGAGUUCAGAAAGAACUGGAGGAAAAAGAGAGCGAAAUGAAAAAAGAAAUAUCCGAAUAUCAGAGCAGACUUCAUCAAGUAGAGAAAAACCAUGAAACUCUUCUGGCAGAAGCAAAGAAAAAGUGCUACAGCAUGUUUUGCAUGAGACGUGCGAGCGUGCGCUUACCCCACUCCUUCGCAUAUAAAGACCCCACCCCACUGGCAGUUACCAUCGAAAAGUUAAAUAGAGAGCGUCAUACAGAUCUCUGCGCGUUCGUCAUUUGGGACCCCAUCCGAACCCACUCCGUCAAAGCUCAAGAGGAAAUGAAGAAGGAAAAAAACCUUCUUUGCUGCCAGUCUGAGCAAAAAAUCACAAAAAAUCCAUCAGCUAGAAGAACUAAAAAUAGCCCAACACUUUCUAAAGGAGACCAGAAUUAUGCUGAAGAGAUGAAAAAUAAGAGUUUGUCUCAGAAAAUAGAACUGGAAGCACAAGAAGCCGAGCUUCAGCAUUUAAAAACCAACAAUAAAUUGCUCCAGGAUUCAGUCCAGGAGCUACAACUUGAAAAUGGAACCCUUAAGAAUAUGAACAAGGCUUUAGAAGAAGAAAAAGUGGACAAGCUGAAGUAUAUAGAUCGACUGAAGAAGCAAAAUAGAUUUGCUCGCAGUGAAACGAAGACAUGGAUGAAAUCCUGUGCUGAUGAGGUUGCCAACUCCCUACAUGAGAAUGAGCCGGAGUAUGAGACAGACGGAUUCCCAGAGGUGGUGAAAAAAGUCAAAUUUGUAAUGACCGACAAACACACAGAGAGACUGCAGGCCAAAGUGAGAAACAUAAAAUUGUAUGGCUCCUCAUUUCAUUGCCUGAAACUGAGAAGCUGGAUAAGUGAUGAGGUUAUUGAUGCAUAUUUGAGCUGUGUGGUCGAGAAAGCAGAUGGAAAGGUACAAGCCAUCUCAUCAGUCGUUUCUACUUUCAUUCUCUCAGACAGAGCUCCACAAAUGAAAGUGAAGAUAGCCUCGAUGGGAAAAAAAAAAAAAAGAAUUGUUAAUAAUUGACCCCUUUUGUGAUGAGAUGAGAUAUGAAAGAACAUGCCUGAGGAAUUGGAGAAACUUCAUCAAACGAUUAACUAGAAAAUCCUCAUCUGAUUGGAACAGUAACAUUGUUCAUCAUCCCAGACAAAGUGAUGGCCACAACUGCGGACCACUCAUCUUAAAGAAAACAUGGAAGACUACUGCAUAUACUGCAACCUUGUCAGCUGUGAAAAGGAAAGUGAGGAUUGCACGAUGGUCCAGUGUGAUUCUUGCAAGAGGUGGGCACAUAUGCCCUGCAUUACAGAAGGAACCAAUCAAGACUACCUGACUGAUGAGAAGAAAGAGUACAACUGCAAAAAAUGUGCAUAGUUCACUUCUUUACCCCCCCAAAAA
Chrysemys picta bellii (western painted turtle) is the source of this 7449-nucleotide messenger RNA. Lineage: Eukaryota; Metazoa; Chordata; Testudines; Emydidae. The record is from RefSeq and is a predicted model, not a curated record.